GCGUUCCUAGGCUCAGCCGGCAGCGGCUGCAACUUCUGCGGGACGCCAACUUCUCCAGAUGCGGGAGGCUACUUGAGAGAGAGGACUGAGACAGGAGCCACGAGAGAAAGCCCGUCUUCUUUUGUGUGUGUGUUGUUUCGGGGCUGAGAGCGGAGGCGGGUGGCGGUCAUGAGGACGCCGGUCUCGAAAAGCGGUGCCGGGCGGGGCAGCGGCCGGGGCGGCCCCCCGUGUGCCUCCCGCAGCCUUGGCACGCGGCGGGCGACGGGCUGGCUCUUCCUCCUCCUCCUGGCCCUGGAGUGCCUCUGCUCGGCCUUCGCCCUCUCGACGUGCAAGACGGUGGACAUGGAGCUGAUGAAGCGCAAGCGGAUCGAGGCCAUCCGGGGCCAGAUCCUCAGCAAGCUCAAGCUCUCCAGCCCGCCCGACGUGGACCAGGGGGACGUGUCCUUGUCCGAGGAGAUCCUGGCCCUUUACAACAUCACCACGGACCUGAUCAAGGAGAAGGUGACGGAGGAGCCGCGCGAGACCCCCCAGGAAGAGUACUACGCCAAGGAGGUCCACAUGUUCAAGAUGCUGCCGUCCAGUGAUGAAAGCUACGGGACGGAGUACAAAAGGAACAGCCACAGUAUCUACUUCGGAUUUGACCUGAGGCAGAUCCGGGAUACACUCCAGAAUCCGGACCUCCUCUACCGCGCCGAGCUGAGAAUGGUGCGUGCGUCUGGAUUUGGACCGGUGACACCGCAGCAGCGGGUGGAGCUCUACCAGCAGCUGUCUACCAACGACUCCUUCUGGGAAUACCUGGAUGGGCGCAUGGUCAGGGUGACACCUGAGAAAGAGUGGCUUUCCUUUGAUGUCACCACCGCCCUCCGGAUCUGGCUCAGCAGCACUGACACCAUAGGCCGAUUCCGCCUCAGUUUGCAGUGUUCCUGUGGAAAAACCUCUGAAGAACUGAAAGUGGACAUUGAAGGCACCAAAUCAAAGCGGGGGGACCAGCAGGGCCUGAGCCACAUGCAGAAGGUGCCCUACCUGCUGGUGAUGGCGAUGCCACCUGAGCGUGCUGACCAGCUCCAAAGCCGCCGGCGUAAGCGAGCCACACCCGGUAUCCAGUAUUGCAGCGAUUUGGCCGAGAAGAACUGUUGCGUGCAGCCCCUCUACAUCGACUUCCGCAAGGAUCUGAACUGGAAGUGGAUCCACAAGCCCAGCGGCUAUUACGCCAACUUCUGCAUGGGGCCGUGCCCCUACCUCUGGAGUUCGGACACUCAGUACAGCAAGGUCCUCUCUCUCUACACCCAGCACAACCCGUCCGCCUCCGCCUCGCCUUGCUGUGUUCCUGAUCAACUUGAGCCGUUAGGGAUUGCGUAUUAUGUCGGCCGUGCUGCCAAGGUGGAACAGCUCUCAAAUAUGGUUGUCAAAUCCUGCCGGUGCAGCUGAGGACAAGGACUCAAAAUCACGGACCCAGCAAAUCCCUUCUAGGCGGGUUGGAAUCUUUUCAAAAUCUAGGCAGAGAAGGGGCCCGGGACUGAAGGCGAUUCAGGAUGCCCACCUGCAACUCCUGUUUGGUUUUU
Gekko japonicus is the source of this 1562-nucleotide messenger RNA. RefSeq names its product transforming growth factor beta 1 (gene TGFB1). Gene Ontology annotation, biological process: BMP signaling pathway; transforming growth factor beta receptor signaling pathway; SMAD protein signal transduction. Gene Ontology annotation, cellular component: extracellular region. The record is from RefSeq and is a predicted model, not a curated record. The transcript has 7 exons. The coding region runs from base 169 to 1428 and encodes 419 amino acids. NCBI's taxonomy places the organism in Eukaryota, Metazoa, Chordata, Lepidosauria, Squamata, Gekkonidae. Gene Ontology annotation, molecular function: type III transforming growth factor beta receptor binding; cytokine activity; type II transforming growth factor beta receptor binding.